Messenger RNA from Drosophila montana, 773 nucleotides. RefSeq lists its product as uncharacterized. The record is from RefSeq and is a predicted model, not a curated record. Bases 137 to 427 code for a protein of 96 amino acids. Gene Ontology annotation, molecular function: protein binding. The transcript has 3 exons. NCBI's taxonomy places the organism in Eukaryota, Metazoa, Arthropoda, Insecta, Diptera, Drosophilidae.
CACAAUUUUUGAAAACAAAUAAACACAGCUAAAUAAAAAUAAAAAAAUUAAUUUGUAGAAGACUCUUCGAAUUGUUAUUGAAUUUUAGCUUUAUUACAAAAAUUGCAGACUAGAAGCAAGCCAGACGAUACUCACGAUGAAAACUGGACUAGGUUUUAACAAUAAACUGUUUGUAAUUCUAUUGCUAGCUCCAAUUGGUAUUAUCUAUGGACAACUGUUCACUUUGCAAGUGCCUAAUAAGUGUCAAGAUGUUUGCCCCACCAGAUAUCGUGUGGUUUGUGCCCUGCAUGACGGGUGCCUGCGAACAUUUGCCAGCAGCUGUGUGAUGCGUAUAUAUAACUGCAAGUACCAGAAGGAUUAUCGCAUCAUAUCCCAAAGAGCCUGUGAGUUUAUAAGCAACGAAGAGCUCCAGAAGUUGGAGCUCUAGCGGUGGUAGGGCAGCAACAGCAAUAAAAACACGCUAGAUGGCGCGACAGCGCAGGGCGCAUGCGCCGCAUCAAAUUUUGUUUGGUGUUUGUGGGGCACACAAGUCGCCAGGAUAUACAUAUGGAUAUAUGCUGUCACUGCCGUUGCUGCUGUUUUUAUGUGUAACUCUCUCUCUCUGGCUAAACUGUUGUACGCCACAACUAAAUAAGCGAUAAUUCAAUUUUAAACGCAAUUUUUGCUCUGUUUUAAAAUACAUAUUUCAAUUGUGCGCUACCCCUUUUUUCGUGCUCUAAAUUUAUACAAAUACGUGAAUCGCUCUUAUUAAAUAAAAUAUCCUCCAAUCCUAA